This is a messenger RNA of Lachancea thermotolerans CBS 6340, 2574 nucleotides long. RefSeq lists its product as uncharacterized. Gene Ontology annotation, cellular component: fungal-type vacuole membrane. Lineage: Eukaryota; Fungi; Ascomycota; Saccharomycetes; Saccharomycetales; Saccharomycetaceae. Gene Ontology annotation, biological process: macroautophagy. The coding region runs from base 1 to 2574 and encodes 857 amino acids. The record is from RefSeq and is a predicted model, not a curated record. The transcript has a single exon.
AUGAUAAACAUAAUAUGGCUAGCAAUAUCUGUUCUUUGGUUGAAACUAUUACCGUUCUCAACAGCCACGCCCAAAAGUGGUGAUGACGAUGACUUCCCGUUUACAACUGUGGUUGACUAUCUUUGGCAGAACGCAGAGUUUUCGACUUUCUUAAGAGUGUUACAGAAAGAUGGCCUUAUCCCUUACCUGAAUGAACUCGACAAUUUUACAAUUUUUGCCCCUAUUAAUUCCGCGUUUGCUCAAUCGAAUCAGAACACAGUUUUGGAUCAUUACUUACUCCAGAACCACGUUCUCGACUUCGAGAAGUACGGCUCAGGGACGCACGUUCUGACCCUAAACGAUAGCAGACCUCAUUUAAUUGAGAAAAGAACAGACGGUGCCUGGAAGAUAAAUGGCGUUUCUGUUCUAAAAGAAAUUCUCAAGCCAUCAAUGCAGAACGCGGUCCUUUAUAGCAUUACAUCUUUGAUUUCUGGUACCCUGGAGUUGGAGGACCUCAUAGAAAAAUCAGCAAACAUUUCGUCAUUUUCUAUGCUUCUUGAUAGGGUUGUCUUUGGGAACCUUCAAGUUUUUGACAACAAAACUCUCAUAAUACCCAAAGACUCUGCGUUCAACGCAUCGUUCAACGACAUAGAACUUGAGUACCUUUUGGGCCCAACUGAUACCGCGAUUUCAAAUCCCCACUUAUUGAAAACGUAUAAAAACAGAAAGAAGGACCAAAACUUUCUAUUUGAGAGGCUGCUUGUUGACGGCAUUCUCGGCGGCGAUAUUAACAAAACUGAUGCUUUGAAUCUCGACAACGAGCUCUUGAAUUUCGAGUCACACGAAAACGGUACAGUAAUCUCUGUGAACAACACGUUUUCUGCUUUGAGCAAUCAACUAUAUACCAAGGGCAUUGCGCAUAUGUUCUCAAAGCUAGACUUUUUGCCAAGUCAUCUAAGUUUUACCGCUGAAAAGUACCUCAUCGGUUUAGGGGCAGAUCGCUUCGUAGAAGAGAUUUAUAUGCGGAAGCUUGAUCACCUCAUCAAUGGUGCUCACGACAGAAAUCUUACCAUUUUUGUGUCAGUCGAAUCCAGCAAUGAGGGCUCUGGUUUCUCGAAGAGCAGUCUACUUUACCAUUUUGUUGACGACCAAGUCGACUUGACGGAUUACGCGCUACCGACUUCUUCGAAGCGGCUUUACGACACAAUGUUUUGUUCCUCCAAUAAGAGGCUAGGGGGCGAAUGCCAACGCCUAAAAAUUGAAAGAAGUUCAAGAGGCAAGCAACGUGUCUUGAUAAACGGAAAAUACUGCCUGAAAAGCCUAGAACCUAUCAAGGUCGGCAAUACUUCUAUCUAUUUAUUGGAAAAUGAUGUCACCCUCCCGGCAGACCUUUUGUCAUCAAUAGAUCCCUUUUCAGGGUGCUCAAAAUCUCUUCAUUUCCUUGAUGAACUGAACCUUUUGGAGCUCAGGCCAAAUAACCAAGGGUACACUGUUCUUUUGCCCUGUUUUGACUCUUGGGAUUAUUUUGAUCUUAAUCUCGAUUACCUCGAGCAUAACAUAACUGCCCUCAACCUAAUUAUGAAAAACUAUAUUCUCAAUGGGCUUAUUUACACAGACAGCAAAGAGCAGACUCUCGAGACGAGAAAUUUCUAUAAUGAACUCAUACAGGUUGAGAUUCUAGGCCGCGAGAGCGAUAGCUCUCAAUUUGCUAUGAACUUGAGCACAGUCGCAGGGCCAGUAACUCUUAAGAAUGGUGCGGACACUUUUUUCGAUCGAGGUGUGCUCCAUCCAAUGGAAAGAGUUUUUUUUCCUAAAUCGCUUGAUAUUACUUUGCUCAACCUGCUGGAGACGACGAAGUCGUUUGAAUUUCUAAGUUUCUUAGAGAAUUUUCCUGAGUUUGAUAAUAUUGUGCAUCAAGGAAAGCCAUCCUCAAUUUUAGUACCAACCUCACAAUCUUUGCUGCUUGAUGAUAUAAGCUUGGACUCGUCUAGAUUGAAGGAGUUUCUGGAAUUGCAUAUUAUCCCAGCCAACUCAACCGAAGCGCUAUUGAACUGCCAAUCAAAUAUACAAACCUUACAUGGCGAGUACCUACAAUGUCGUGAGAGUUCUUCAAACACGCAUCUUUUAAGGUUCAAAAGCGGCCUGGAUAAAGAAGUCCGGGUUCUUCGAAAGGGCUGUGCCUCUACUGAUAACAACACUUGUGUAUUUGUGAUCGAUCAACCUUUAUCUCUAAGCUGGCUGGACCAAGCGAGAUAUCAGAUUGGGCUUCCGGGUAUUGCGUUUGCAGUGGGUAUGCUACUAGGUGUUCUUGGUAUAUUCAGUCUUUUGAGUUGCACUUUGAUGUUAUUUAUGAGAAGGCGCAACGUUGAAGACCGGGGUAGCGGGCAGGUUUACAACGAGCAAGAAGGGCUUUUGAGUUCGCAGCCGCAGCCUCAGCAACCUUAUUCAUCGAUGAAUAUGAGCACGCCACCCCCGACAGCAGCUCAAAGAAAUUCAUCCAAAAACGAUACCAACUCGAGGUCAAGAAUAUUUGAAAAUUCUUACUCUAUGCAUUCCUCGAGAAAUCCAGUAUCCAUUCAGCAAAACAGAGGUUGA